Molecule: messenger RNA, 3575 nt
Organism: Oldenlandia corymbosa var. corymbosa
Lineage: Eukaryota; Viridiplantae; Streptophyta; Magnoliopsida; Gentianales; Rubiaceae
Source: the annotation of a GenBank genome assembly
GCCCAGCACUGACCGGUGUAUUAUGUAAAGAAUCAUUGUCCAAUCCUCGUCUGGAGACUGGAGAUAAAGAUACAAAAAGGAGGAGGUCGGUCAGGCCUAGGGUUUUACGGCAGGUUUUUGAAGCAGUUUGGAAUUACAAUUCAAAGUCAGUCGUUGUUCCAGCCGGAUCGAGUUCUUGUUCUGAAGAGAGAUUGUAAAGAUGUUUCCGGGGAUGUUUAUGAAGAAACCAGACAAAGCUGAGGCUCUGAAGGAGCUGAAGAAGCACGCAGCCAUGUUCGGUGCUUGUGUCCUUGCGGUUCGGGUCGCCCCGUACAUUCUUCACUACUUCUCCGACGAUAAAGAUGUCUUGCAGCUCGAUUUUUAAUUACUGUUCCUGGGUCUCUUUUUUUCUGUUCAGUUGAUACCGGGGAACAGGGGAGUGUGGCUGUGAGUGGGCAAGGAAGAAAGCUCUUUUGAUGUUCUUACGCAUCUUCAUACUUAAUUUUAGCCCUUAUAUAAGCUGUGAACCGUGAAGAAUUGUAUUUUGAUUAUUACUCUAUGGUAGUAAAUGGGCAUUGACAGCUCUGAUAGUUGAGAUCCUUUGGCUUCUGGUUGUUUCUUUUACAUUGCUUUUGAAGUUUGUUGCAUGUGAGCUCAUAAACUACCUGAAUAAAAUAGAACAUAAAAGAGGGGAAAUUUGAGGGUUACAAUUUGGAUUAUUGCUUAACCACUCAGAAGUUACCAAGUCCCUCUCCUACCUGGAAUAUUGGUCACGUUUAUGGGUUGUAAGUUGAAAGUGAUUUUGCAAACUAUGUGUACAAGUGGGCUACUUUACAACCUUUAUUGAAGUGUUCAUCUUGUCAUUCAUGUUCUAAGAUGAACCCAAAAUUUGUGGUUGCCCUUGCAUCUGCUCUUCCGAAUUGAUUGUGAUGGAUUGUGAUACCCUCGCAGCCUUUCGUCUCUACAGGUGUCUUAGAAUCAAACAAGCAAACUCCUACAAGAGUUGACUUUUCAUGGCAUCUGAGUGUUUCUUUAAUUGCUUUUUUCGCCAUUUCCUGUAUAGAAAAAGAGAAGCUUGACGGCGUUUCAUUUUCAUAUUAUUAACCUACGUUUAUGAAGGCCUCUAAGCUAGAGUUGAAGUUGUUAUCUGGUCAUUUUUGCCCACGUCAAUCCUCCUGUGAACGUUAGAUUGUGCAAAAAUGUAACUUGGUUGAUUGUCCUUAAGAUGCAUGAUUGACAUUAUUUUGGUCACUUAAUUUCUCAGUGAACAAGACGGAUUACCAGUCGAUAUAAUUGUACCUUCCUUUCGUGACCUUGCCAUGACCGAAACGUUAUCUUGGAUGAUUUAAUUCCUUUCAGCAACCUAUACUGUACAACAAAUAUUCAAUUCUUUUAUUCUUUUUUCUCAUAAAUCUGUGUAUGAGUUAUUACGCUUCUUCUUCUUCUUCUUCCUCCGGAAGUAGUUAUCCCGUUCGAAAUGUCGGCAAAGUAAGAGCCGCGAAAAAUAAAGUAUGCUGUGCUGGUCCACUGAUUUGGAUAGAGUCGUUUUCAUCGUUCUGAUGCAUCUCUUUUUAUAUUCCCAUUUUUCUCCCUUUGCCAGAAUAAGCCUAAUAAAAAUGUAUAUAUAUAUUGUUUCUUCGUUCUACGAUGAAAUAAAAAGAUGCUAAAAAUAGAGUUAGGCGAAGUAAUGAAGUCCAAGUGUCCUCAUCUUAAACCAGUCAUCGUUAGCUUGCUUGUCUCUUUGUGCUAACUCAUUUUCACUCACCAGAAAUGACAACUAAAAAACUUGAUCACAACUCCAGCUUCACUUGUAGGAAGGUAAAAACCGAGGAAAUUAAGACUUACCUUAAUUGCUUCAAAAGGAGUUUUCCAGUGUUUUCAUUCUAAAUGUAAUUUUAUUAAGUGAUUCAGGGAAAAAGGGUAGGUAGAAGAAACCACCAAUUCACCAGCUUCUUUUUUUUUCAUCCCUCUCCUUUUCAUAAGAACUCCCUUUUUACCAAAAAGAACAGACCAAUAUCCUAGCAUCUCGAGAGAUAAACCAAAAUCCUGGAGAAUUCUUCAAGUUCCUCACAUGUGGUCAGCAGGUGGAAUAACUGAAUACCAUUUCUGGAAUUCGUUUUGGGAGUUUUAUGAUGAAGUUGGCAGGCAAAGUUUCUAAAUCACUACAUCAAGGCCUCCCUUAUAAAGAACCUCAACAGGGGAGGAGUCCAUGGCCAUGAUCCUGAUAUUCUUCGUCCUGAUUUUCUGCUGAUUCCUGGGAUUCUUUUUUUUCCCCAAUCCCAUCCCAUGUUAUUGAAGCAACCACAGAAUCCAAUCAUCCACAUUCGAUGUCUAGACAACAUGUACCUGGUUCCAUGGGGACCAGCGCCAGCUUAAUUUUGAGGAUUGGACAGGUCAUCUUCUCCUCUGCUUCUCUUCUGUUCAUGUCUUUGGGAGUCGAUUUCUACAGCUAUACCGCCUUCUGUUUCCUGGUGACAGUCAUGGGUCUGGUCAUUCCAUGGAGUGUCACUCUGGCAUUGCUGGAUGGAUAUUCAAUUUUAGCGAAAUGCCCUGUUCGUCAAUUGGGAAUUCUCCUGGUUAUUGUUAUCGGAGAUUGGGUGUUAUCAAUCCUGACAUUAGCUGCAGCAAGCUCAACAGCUGGAAUAGUGGAUCUAUUGCUCCGAGCAGAUGAGUCUUUCUGUCCUCCCAAAUACUGCAGUAGAUACCUGUUAUCCUCCAUGUUAGCCUUCUUAUCUUGGUUCUUCUCUUUGGGGUCAUCCCUUUUUAAUCUUUGGCUACUCCCUUCUUUGUAACUAGCCUUUGCCAUUUCCCAUGGUUCAACUGCAUUUCUUUCCCCAGUUCAGGAAUCCUUGUAAAGUACUGGAUUCACACAGAAAGUAUAUAUACUGUAAUUAGCACACUAUUUUGUAGGAUUAUAUCGCAUUAAUGUAUUGAACUCAAUCCUCAUUCCCUUUUUUGAUUACAGAAAUGACGUUUAAAAAUCAGAAUAUAGUUAUAACUUUCAAUGUGGAUAAUUUUAUUUGGCCUUUUGAGAGAUGAAGGAAAGUUUAAACCUAGUGACAUUAACAUUUCUUCUGCAUGUAACGCCUAUUACACCGUGAUCAAACUACGGCCUAACACUAGCUAGUGAUUCCAAACGAGUAGAGUCAAUCCCAUUAGGUAUCAGUUGAAAACAGUCAAACACUACAAACAUAUCUCCCUCAAUGUUGCUUCUCGGUAGGCAUGAUUCUAUUCACCGAACCAAUCUCGCCAAAUCAGCUCCUUUAUGCCAUUGAUCAACCCUUUCAUGUUGCUAUGUUUUUGUAGUUCCUAGAUGCAGUAUAUCUAUUCUCCCCUCCUCCCAAGUUUUAAGAGCCACUAGUGCCAUCUGGAUUUAUAUAGCCUUAUGGGCCAUUUAAACCGUAAAAAUCCAAAUCUGUUUCAUGGGAAAUGGACUGGGUUUUAUUGGGACUAUCGAACUACAUAUAUAGACAGUAGACUUGUACUUAAUUGGAUCGCUAAAGCCCAUUGUUCACAGUAUGCACUAGUACGAAAUGACAAUUGGAGUGAGUCGUACCAUUUGACCAAAAUGAUCAAUUUUUCAAGUCCAAACUAGU